UUUACCAUUUCGCCGGCCGUUUGAGAUUUCAGUGUCAGCAGCAGAUCAAUUCUUUAGCAAAAGCUCUCCUCCUUCUCCUCUCCUCUCUCUGGCUAACAAUGGCGCCUCGCUUCCUCUUUCCGCAAACUCUGCGGUCUCUGGAAGAUGAGAACGCAGACGACGACGGCGACCGUCUCUGUGCUCGGAACCCUAUCGACGUUGCCUCUCUUUCGCGGUCCCAACUCGAAGAGCUCGUCAAAGGUGUUGCAUUUGAUCUGUCUGAUAAGGAGGUAUUCUGCAUUGAAGAGCAAGAUGUGUUUGACCGUAUGUACUCAUUGGUCCUUAGUUUCUCUAGCCUGGCUCCAUCUUAUAAGCUCAAUAUGGUGGAGACUCUGCGCUCGAACCUCACCGUGCUGCUCCCGAGUGUCGAUUUGCUUUCACGAGCUGGGGAUGACGAUCCUACUGUGUUUGACAGGAUUGCGUCACUACAAAAUGCUUUUAAAAUCUAUUCAUUUUUCCUAGUUUCUACAGUUCUACUGGAGGAGGCCAGUCUCAGCAGUUCUGAUAACAAUUCAAAGGCGCCUGCAACUGGCAGGAAUAGGCAGGCAGUGCAUUCAUGGAACUGGGAUCCACAAAGGGGUCGAAUACUCAAUUUGAUUGCUAAUUCAUUAGAAAUCAACCUCUCGUUGCUCUUUGGAUCAACAGAUCCAGAUGAAAAUUACCUUGCUUUCAUUGUCAAAAAUGCUCUAACCUUGUUUGAGAAUUCAACACUGCUGAAGGACUCUGAGACAAGAGAUCCAUUGUGUCGUAUUCUUGGUGCUUGUGCUACGAAAUACCGCUACACAGCACAUGCAUCUGCUUCCAUCAUGCACUUAAUUCACAAGCACGAUUUUGUUGUCACCUCCAUGGCUGAUACUGCUGCGUGGGCUGAAAAGAAGUACGCAGAUGGCACCCUUGCUUAUUCUCUUAUUAGAGAAAUUGGGAGGACCAAUCCAAAGAGUUAUGUUAAGGACACUGCUGGUGCUGAAAAUGUUGGACGUUUUCUAGUGGAACUUGCUGAACGGUUGCCGAAUUUGAUGUCAACCAAUAUUGGGCUUGUGGUUCCACAUUUUGAAUCUUGCUAUUGAUUCAAAUAUAGGGGAUCUUGCCGCUCUGGAAUUGAUCGUCAGCGCCUUGGUGUCCAAAGUUGAAAUAUCUAACAAUACGAUAUCAGCCUUAUGGGACUUCUUCUGUUUCAAUAUAAGUGGAACCACUGCAGUGCAAAGUCGAGGAGCUCUAUCAGUCCUUUGCAUGGCUGCAAUUUCUUGCAAUGGAAUUCUUGGACCUCAUUUGCAAGAUAUUAUUGAUAUUGGCUUUGGUCGCUGGGCCAAAAUUGACCCUCUGCUUGCCAGAACGACAUGCAUUGCCAUUCACAGACUUUCUGAAGAGGACAGGAAAAAGAUGUUGGCCAGUAGUGGUAACCGUGUAUUUGGUUUGUUGAGAAGUUUGGUUACUGGUUCCUGGCUUCCCGAUAGCACGUGGUAUGCUGCUGCUGAUAAAGCUAUCAGUGCUGUAUAUACUAUUCAUCCAGCUCCAGAAGCCUUUGCUGCAGAUCUGGUGAAGAAAUCACUGAUUACUGUUUUUCAUGCAAGUGGAGAAGAUGACUUGCAAAAUGACAUUGAGGAUGGUGCUACCACUGCUCUUUCAGAAUUCCAAGUAGCAAAACUUAGUAGGGUCUUGUUUAUUGUAAGUCAUGUUGCCAUGAAUCAGUUGCUGUAUAUAGAACCUUGUACUCGUAAAGUCCAGAAGCAGAAGACUUCCAAAGAGAAGGCAUUGGAUAGUCAGAAAGAUGACACCAAUGGAGCACAUAAGGAUGACGAUAUCAAUGCUGAGCUUGGUGUUUCUGCCUCUGAAGAUGCAAUAAUUGAUUCUCUAUCGGAAAGAGCAGAGAAAGAAAUUGUCUCUGAUGGUUCCAGUGAAAAAAAAUUGAUAGGCCUUUGUGCUCCUUUCUUAUCAAAGCUUUGUAGAAAUUUCUACCUGAUGCAAAAGUAUCCGGAGCUACAGGCAUCAGGAAUGCUCGCUCUUUCUCGAUUCAUGAUCAUUGAUGCUGGUUUUUGUGAGGCAAAUCUCCAGCUUCUUUUCACAGUGGUUGAAAAUGCACCAUCAGAAACAGUCCGUUCGAAUUGCACUAUUUGUCUUGGAGACUUGGCUGUCCGGUUUCCUAAUCUGUUAGAACCAUGGACUGAGAAUAUGUAUUUACGUUUACGAGAUCCUUCGGUUUCGGUCAGGAAAAAUGCGGUUCUGGUCCUCUCUCAUCUCAUAUUAAAUGACAUGAUGAAGGUAAAAGGUUAUAUAAACGAGAUGGCAAUAUGCUUAGAAGAUGAAGAGGAAAGGAUUUCAAGUUUGGCUAAACUUUUUUUCCAUGAAUUAUCCAAGAAAGGAGCCAACCCGAUAUACAAUUUACUCCCGGACAUACUGGGAAUGCUAUGUAAUCAGAAUCUGAAAAAGGAGUCCUUCUGCAACAUAAUGCAGUUUCUAAUUGGAUCUAUAAAGAAGGACAAACAAAUGGAGGCUCUUGUUGAAAAGCUCUGCAACAGGUUCUGUGGAGUUACUGAUGUUAAGCAGUGGGAGUACAUUGCUUACUGUCUUGCGCAGCUCACAUUCACUGAGAAGGGGAUGAAAAAGCUCAUUGAGUCAUUUAAGACGUACGAGCAUGUGCUAUCUGAGGAUUCUGUAAUCGAGCACUUCAAAACCAUAAUCACUAAGGCUAAGAAGUUUGCGAAACCAGAAAUCAAAGCUUGCAUUGAGGAGUUCGAGGAAAAGCUCAAUACGUUCCAUAUUGAGAAGAAGGAGCAAGAUGCCACUGCAAGAAAUGCCCAGGUACAUCUGGAGAAAGUUGAUGAAAGGGCUGGUCUGGUUGCAUCAAUUAACAAAACCGAUGAGGAGUCGGAUAUUUCAGAAGAGGAUGAUACAACCGAGCCAUCAGUCAGAGCAACUUCUCCCUCUGAAGACAACUCAGCAGAUACUAAAUCCAAUGGAACAGUUGGAGAUUCAGGCCCUUCAAGUGAGCUCUCACGAGUGGAGCCUGUAUCAGAUGGCGAUGAAGUCCAAUCUGUAAAAAGGCCGACGAAAUCCAGUAGACCCAAAAAGAGCAAUAUGAAAGAUCAAGCAAGCAACGCCAAUACAUCCAGGAGGAUAAGUACCAGGUCAAGGCAAAGGUAGAGUUUUUGACACAACUUUCUCUUUCAUGUAUGCAUUCUCUGCAUGCAUCUACAUGGUCAUCUACACCAGAUUUCGUCGUACAUCUGGCCUUUGGAUAUUGUAUAGUCUCUCAUAUGCUUAUGACUACGACAGUACGACCACGACAAUGUCUGCAUCAAACCUUGUAUUGUGUAGCUUGUCAAUUCCUUCUGUUGUUUAAAUUAGUUCUAGGAAUGUUACUCGCCACAUCUUGUGUCACGGCUUAAACUACAAAUUAAUGAUUUGCAAGA
Messenger RNA from Linum tenue, 3449 nucleotides. The record is from the annotation of a GenBank genome assembly. NCBI's taxonomy places the organism in Eukaryota, Viridiplantae, Streptophyta, Magnoliopsida, Malpighiales, Linaceae.